GGGGGAGUUCUCCUGUAACUUCUUUCAAGUUCUUAUCCCUCAGCCCCUGAGGGACGUAGCAUUCUGGGAGAAUGUCACUGCAGAGUCAGUGUGUAGCAGUUUGUACUUACAACAGGAGCAGCUAUAGAAGUACAUUAAAAGAGCCUUUGCUGAAGAUGAAGGUUUGCUGAACAGAUGGAACAGGAGAAUGUUCUUUGUAUUCCUCACAAAAUUAUGGGCAGACUCUUUGCUGACGGAGCAAUGCUGGGGUAAAAACAGCACUAGUAGAGACUCAUUCUGAGAUGGGGAGCACUGAAAUUCUGGAAAAGGAGACCUCAGAAAGUCUCAGUAAUGGUACCAGCAGCAACGUAGAAGCAGCCAAAAGGUUGGCCAAACGCCUUUAUCAACUAGACAGAUUCAAAAGAUCGGAUGUCGCAAAGCACCUAGGCAAGAACAAUGAAUUUAGCAAACUAGUUGCAGAAGAAUAUCUGAAGUUUUUUGAUUUUACAGGAAUGACACUGGAUCAGUCUCUCAGGUAUUUCUUUAAAGCAUUUUCUCUUGUGGGAGAAACUCAAGAACGAGAGAGAGUUUUAAUACAUUUCUCCAAUAGAUAUUUUUACUGUAACCCAGACACUAUUGCUUCACAAGAUGGAGUCCAUUGCCUCACCUGUGCAAUGAUGCUUCUUAACACAGAUCUCCAUGGCCAUAAUAUUGGAAAGAAGAUGACCUGCCAAGAGUUCAUUGCAAACCUCCAAGGAGUAAAUGAAGGUGGUGAUUUCUCCAAGGAUCUACUGAAAGCUCUGUACAACUCAAUUAAGAAUGAGAAGCUUGAAUGGGCAGUAGAUGAUGAAGAGAAAAAAAAAUCUCCAUCUGAAGGUACUGAUGAGAAGGCUAAUGGAACACAUCCAAAGACCAUCAGUCGUAUUGGGAGUACUACUAACCCAUUCUUAGACAUUCCUCAUGACCCAAAUGCUGCUGUAUACAAGAGUGGAUUCUUGGCUCGGAAAAUCCAUGCAGAUAUGGAUGGAAAGAAGACCCCGAGAGGGAAGCGAGGAUGGAAAACUUUUUAUGCUGUACUAAAAGGAACAGUCCUUUACUUGCAAAAGGAUGAAUACAAACCAGAAAAGGCCCUGUCUGAAGAGGAUUUGAAAAACGCCGUGAGUGUGCAUCAUGCACUGGCAUCCAAGGCCAUAGACUACGAGAAGAAGCCGAAUGUACUUAAACUUAAAACAGCCGACUGGAGGGUCUUGCUUUUUCAAGCUCAGAGUCCAGAGGAAAUGCAAGGAUGGAUAAACAAAAUUAAUUGUGUUGCAGCUGUAUUUUCUGCACCACCAUUUCCAGCAGCCAUUGGAUCUCAGAAGAAAUUUAGUCGUCCACUUCUGCCUGCCACUACGACAAAAUUGUCUCAGGAAGAACAGCUGAAAUCUCAUGAAAGCAAACUGAAGCAGAUUACCACUGAGCUGGCUGAACACCGCUCAUAUCCCCCAGACAAGAAAGUUAAAGCCAAGGAGAUAGAUGAAUACAGACUGAAAGAUCACUAUCUGGAAUUUGAGAAAACCCGUUAUGAAAUUUAUGUCAGCAUUCUAAAAGAAGGAGGCAAGGAGCUCCUGAGUAACAAUGAAAUUGAGGCUGCAGGACUAAAGAAGUCACAUUCAAGUCCUUCACUGAACCCGGAUUCAUCUCCAGUCACAGCCAAGGUCAAGCGUAACGUGUCAGAGAGGAAAGAUCACCGACCUGAAACACCAAGCAUUAAGCAAAAAGUUACUUAGAAUCCAUCUGUGACCAGGAGGUACUGGUCAUGGAGCAAAAUAGAGUUUUUCAAGAUCUUUCUGGUAAACCCGUGAAUAUAUUUUUAAAAAGUCUGUGACUAAGUGGUGCAUUAGUAACCUUUUCUAUUGUAUAGUUUUGUUAGUUUCUGUACUGUGUCUCUUUGCUCUUGAUUACUUUGCUUUGAUGAUUUUUGCUACUUGAUGACUAAUGCACCUUUUUUGUGUGAGGGGAAAGGGAUCGUGAUUUCAGAAUGAAUUAUGUGUCACUUUCUUUUUUUCUUGUUUGCACUCUGCUCUGUUGUUUUAUGUAUUUUCAAAUCAACUAUUACACUUUUUUAAGGUUAAAAAAUUUAAAUCAUUGUGAAACAUUUAACUGGACAAACUUGGUAGUUGAGUAAAUUCUAGCCAGAGUUAAUAUAAGCCUUUAUAUGUGAAAUAUUGCUUAGUCACAGAGGUGGAAUUGAGCACUGGAAGAAAUUCAAUUAAGAAUUACAGUUCUGGGAAGCAAAAUGCUCCACUGUGAUGCAGGUAUGCAUACAUCUUUGCACUUACUGUUGAGUUCUGACCCUGCUGGAAGCAGGGAAAGGGAGUGUGAAGAUGGGAGGCCUGGAGAACUAAAGAAGUGAAUUAGCUUCCUUGAAGUGUUGAUUUCAUUUCAGCCAAAGAAGGAAAGAGGAAGUGGAAUCUUUUUGCCAUUGAAUGUUGUGGAAAAAUAACACCAAGUUCAUUUUGUUUCUUAAAGGGUAGUGGCAGUUAUUGACUCCUGGGGAGCUGCAGCAGUAGGCAUGUGGAUGGUGUGCAUGCAAUUGUUACCUCACUCCCUCAGGGUCUAGGCUAGGAAUCCAGAAUCAUCUCUGUCCAUCAGUACCCUGCCAUUCAGGAAUUAGGUUCUUAUAUAUAUAAGCAUGGUAUUAUCUCCUGGUUGUAAAAAUAUUGGGAUCUUCCUAACAAAAUAAUGUUGCAAAUGGAACCCCUUUUGUUUUUUUUUAACCAAAGUAAGAGUAAACAGUAACUGCAGUCGUUCAGCAAUGAGAUGAAUAUUGAUUCUUUCAAAUAAAUCUGAAAGUAAUAAUGUCUAAAUGAAUUGUGGCUGGAAAACUGAGGAAUCUACUGGUUGUAUAUGCAGAGUUAGAUUAUUCUUAUCUAGGUUUCUUUGAUAGCCAGUUCACUCUGCUGCUACUGAACUUUCUCCUAAAAAUAAGUACCUAAUUUUAAAUCAGUAUUUUCUAUCUACUCAGAAUAGUUACAGUCAGGAAUUUGUUCCAGUGCUGGUCCCUUUGAAAUUUAGGGUGACAACACAUUCUCUUGUACAGGAAGAAAAAGUGAAAACUGAACCCUCUCUGAGUUAGGACUUUCUGAUUUUUAAACCUUGAAAGUUUGUGAUCCUUAAAACUAUAAUCUCCACGACUUUAGAACUAAUGGAAUCAUUCUGAAUACUCUUUCACCUCCCACACAUAUUUGCUCUAGUUCUAAUCAGUUUAUUAGUUAAAGGUACUAUGACCAAAGAAUCAGGGACUCUGCAAGAAUAGCAUGGUUCCAGUGAUUUAGAGAAAAUCUGCUAUUAAACCAUGGUGGUUUCUAGUAGUAUAUUGUUCUGAUGUACCAGCAUUUAAUUAUAAUAUUAUUUAUUAACAUUUACUUUACCUAUAUAAAUGUCCAUAUUUGCUAGUGCCCAAAAAAGAGAAACCCUGCUUGAAGGUUGUAGUUGCUUGCUUUUGUGAGAAGUAUUUUACCACACCUUUGAAAAACUCAUUCUAACCCACUGUCUUGUUUAUGUAAAGGCAGUGAUUAAAUUUUUGUGUCAAAACUGAAAAACAAGGUAAUUACCAAUACGGCCCUGUUGCACCUGAUUCAUUUUUGCAGCUUCUGACCAAAUCCAAGAUUUGCACAAAGGAAUCUUCUUUUAUCCUUGAAUCCAAAUAAUUAGCUUUGUUUGUUUUCUACAUAAUAUAUUUAUACCAAGCAAGAGAAAAAUACCUAGCCAUGUCAUCUCUGAACUUCAGUAACUAAAGAAAAAUAAACAUCCCUGACUGGCUUGAAUGUGUUUGUCAACAGUGUGACUGUGUCUGUGUAUAUAGAAUGUCUCUAUGUAUUUUACUUACAGUAUGUAAUAGACAUGAAAUGGUACCAUGCUAUAGUAUUUCUGACAUUUAGAGUAGUUGUAAAAUGCUCAGUUAGAAUCAGCAGCAUUAUAGCAUUAUUCCUAUUAUACAACUCACUAAUGUUAGCUACAGGAAUUUCUGGAUAUGCUAAUAGAUAAAUGGAUGAUAAGGACACUUUGAAGCUGCAGUAUAUUGUGUUUGCACAGUUUCUUUUUUAAAAACAUCUGCAAAAGAUUUUUCUGUGAGCCAGGAUCCCAGAUUGCCCUGGCAUGAAGUUGCCCAUCUGCCUGGGAUAGGUUGAGAAUACCUCUGUUCUUUCUGUUAUCAGUGCACCUCGCAGGCCAAGAGUUUGCCCAGUAAUAGGAGGAAAUGGCCCCUGACUCAACUAGAUUCUAAGAGUCUUGCCCAUAGCCAACCACAUUUUUCUUUGUGAUCAUUUCUUUCCUGUAGUAUCAAGUCAGAAGAAAUUGAAGACAUUUCUUUUCACAGCUAUUCCAAGCUUGCUUCCUAGUUCACAGUACAGGGGACCUCUCCUCCUCCUUACCAUCUAAAGGUACUCCCCCUCCUCCCAUCCCCAUUCAUCACCCAUACCUUAGCACCAGGAGCCUUGGGAUUUCUCUCCAUGUGAUAAAUGAUUACUCUCCUUCACAUAAACAUACUUAAUAUUAUUUUUUAUAUAGAAAAGUCUUGAUAGUCAUCAAAACACCUUGGUGAUAGUCUUUUUUUUUUUUUUUUUUUUUAACUUUCACAGGAGGUCUCAGAAAUCCCUUGUUAGCAAUCAAAACUUAAUUACUAGCAUGCAGAGUCCUCAUUUUAUUGCCAGGCCAUACCCAUUGUUUGAAGUGUGCUUUUUAGAAACAUUUUGGUAACUCUUAGCAAUGCCUAGUUAAACCAAGCAAUACUUCCAUGUAUUUUAAUUAAUCUCAAGUAAAACCAACAUGUUAGAGAGUCCUCUGGUAGAACUGUAGUUCCUAUUGCUCUUUGGUAAGGAAGGUAGAAAGCAACUGUGCAAGACCCUCUAUACUUCUCUGUUAUCCUAAUUCAGAAGAUGAGGACUUCUGUCCUCAGUCAGAAGUGAUAUGAGAGAAUUCAUUCUGGAAAAGGAAAAUUGGCUGGCUUUCCAAGGCCAAGCUAGAGGUGGUCUCUUGAGUUUGUAUUUCACCCUGUGGCCAAACCACAGAACAUCUGAGGCUGGAGAAGAAUUUAUAUAACCAGCAGUGAAGGAGGCCCUUUGCUGCCUAAGCACAAAGUUAUGGAGUUUUUUGCUGGCCCUUGCCUCUUACUCCCUCUGAUAUAAAGAGCUUGAGAAGCUUUUCUUAGGUAAGGCAGGGACUGAUUUCUCUAUGAAUUGUACUUCUUCUCUGCCUUUACCCCUAAUCAUAGAUCAUGGAAAGAAAAUUGACCUUUAAGAAGCUUCUCUAUAUUCUUACUAGCAAGACUUUCUUGGAUAUAGUUAAUUUUCAUUGCAAUUUUAAUUCCUUUGGCAUUUUUUCUUGUAGUCAUCAGUAAAGCCUUUUUUUCUUUUUUAGAUUUUAUUUCUAAGUAAUCUCUACAACCAACAUGGGGCUCAAACUUAACGAUCCAGAGAUCAAGAGUUGCAUGCUCCACCAACUAAACCAGCCAGUUGCCUCCAAGUUAAGGUUUUUUAAAGCCAGAUAUCACAGGGAGUUUCUUAUUCUUGUAGGUCCAAAUUUCUUUACUUUAGCUCCUAGGGACUUAAUUAAGUUUACAGAACGUUGGUAGCCACCUUCCUUAAUUUCAGCAGUGAAUAAUCUCUUUACUUUUCAAAUGACAAUUUUUUCCAGUUGUAAAAUUAACGCUAUUAAACAAAGAACCAAAGUGGUAUCCUAAGACUUGUUAAAAGUACAGUUUAGUUAGUGAAUAAUAGUGUGACUUUGGGUUAAAAUAGCAUCUGCUUUUCUCAGCAUCUAAGUUACUAUGACAAGAAAAAAAGAUCAGUCGCUUUGUAGGCAGAUGAGCUUCUGGGUAUACCUUGCUCCAAAGCUUUCUGGCUGUCUCUUCUCCCAGGCCAGGUCAGGCCACUAGUCUGCCUCAGGUCAAGGCAUAUCUCCAUCAGCCUUUGGACAUUUAAUACUAUCAAGUGACUUAGAGGACGUUAAACACCAAUAGUUCACCACAAAAUAAUCCCGGCAAUUGAUAGGGAGGUGCUUUGUCAUUGCUUUUCCUUUCAGAUUCCUUUUCAAUGUCUCACUUUUAAAAGGGGAACUAAAGUCCAAAGUCAUUGCCAUUCUCCUUUUGUAUCUAUAGUAUUCAAAACCCAACAGGGUAGCAUUCUGCUUAGAACUUAAUGCCCAUUGCAUGCAAAGAGAAUAUCUUCAUAGAGAGGAUGUCAGUAAAUACUUGAAUCUGCAUGACAGUUUGUUGACUUGAAUGCAACAGCAAGAAAAUAUUGCAAGUUAGGUAAUUGUAUAUACAGUUUCCUUAAAUGUCCUUGGCUCAUUCUUUGUAAUUUAUGUGUGUAUCUGUAGUAUUGCAGGCUUUUGGAGAAUAUUCAUAUAGAUAGUUUGUCAGACAUCAAAAAAAUGCUUUCUGUCAUUUGCCAAUGUUGUAUUGUGGGUAUUUAUAGUUGUAUGUAUGUAUAUGUAUAUGUAUCAAUGUGUAGACUGUAUAUCAGUGUAUGGUGUAUGUAUAUCAAAUUUAUUUUUAAUAUCCAGUGUGAUACUAAAAGCAAGUAAAAACCUCAUAGGAUUGAUUAUAUAAUGCAGUUAUUGAAAGUAUAUAUAGUGGUACUGUUUUAUUAAACUUAAAAUGAUAUUUUGAUUAGAUUUUUAAUAAGAUUUUAUGUUAGAAAACUCCAUCUUUGAUCUUUGAACCACCAGGGCGAAAAUGACCCUGAACUAACUUUGUGAAACUAUUUCAGUGUACUGUGUACAAUACUAAGGAAGUAGCUCAUGAUAACUUGAGAUCUACAGAAAGAAAAAAAAUAGGCAUCCUAUGCAGUCUUAACAACUUCGGUAUUCUGAGCACUUAACUGUAAAAUCAAACUGACAAUUUUGGGCUUAUUACAAAAUGUGAUGCUUUAAAGCACACCUUCUUUAUUGUUGUAAUUAGUCCAGAGAAAUAGAGCUUUCAGAAGAAUUAAAUAAGUGCCCACAGUA
Messenger RNA from Hyaena hyaena (striped hyena), 6969 nucleotides. It is a transcript of the gene PSD3, whose product is annotated as pleckstrin and Sec7 domain containing 3. Gene Ontology annotation, biological process: regulation of ARF protein signal transduction. The record is from RefSeq and is a predicted model, not a curated record. Gene Ontology annotation, molecular function: protein binding; phospholipid binding; guanyl-nucleotide exchange factor activity. The transcript is spliced from 13 exons. Lineage: Eukaryota; Metazoa; Chordata; Mammalia; Carnivora; Hyaenidae. Bases 282 to 1748 code for a protein of 488 amino acids.